AUGUCUCGAACUCUUGCUCUUGUCACUGGUUCAACUCAAGGCAUUGGCCUUGCAGUUGCCAAAGAACUCGCCAUCAAGCAUAACUACCAUGUCCUUCUUGGCGUUCGCAACACCAAAGCCGGCGAAGAAAUCGCCUCUGAUCUCCAAAAGGGCGGCCAUCAAGCUUCAGUUGUAGAGCUUGACCUAAACUCUCCUGAGUCCAUCGAAAAGGCAGUCAAGCAUAUUGAAGAAAAAUACGGAUAUCUCGAUGUUCUCAUCAACAACGCUGCUGUUUUGCUCGAUUUUUACAAGGACCUUUCAACCUGGGAUCUCUUCUCCAAGACAUUCACAACGAAUGUCGUAGGAACAGGCUGUCUUACUCAAAGCAUUCUCCCACUUAUUCGCAAAGCAAAGAAUGCUCCACCGCGCAUCGUGUUUGUCUCGAGCGUCAUGGGUAGUCUCACCAAGGCCACUGAUGAAACGACAAUCUAUUACAACAUUGACUACAAAGCGUACGACGCGAGCAAGGCGGCUGUUAAUAUGCUGAUGCUUAACUUUGCUCGGGAGUUGCGUGAUGUGGGUGGAAAGGUCAAUUGUGUUUGUCCAGGGUUGGUGAAGACGGGCUUGUCGGGUUAUCAUGAGUGGGGAACGACUCCUGAAGUUGGCGCUGAGAGGGUCGUUGACAUGGCGACAAUUGGGGAGGAUGGGCCCACCAGGACCUUCAGUGAUCGUAGCGGAGAGCUUCCUCUAUAG
This is a messenger RNA of Fusarium fujikuroi IMI 58289, 732 nucleotides long. Its product is annotated as probable short chain dehydrogenase family protein. The transcript has a single exon. NCBI's taxonomy places the organism in Eukaryota, Fungi, Ascomycota, Sordariomycetes, Hypocreales, Nectriaceae. The record is from RefSeq and is a predicted model, not a curated record. The coding region runs from base 1 to 732 and encodes 243 amino acids. Gene Ontology annotation, molecular function: oxidoreductase activity, acting on the CH-OH group of donors, NAD or NADP as acceptor.